CUGUCGCCUGAUAUCGCAGCGCUGCUUGGACCUCUGCCUGGGCGGUCUGCUGAUCUUUUUGGCCAGGCUGCAGCAGGUGGAGGCAGCCGCCGCCGCUGCGGAGAUGACCAACUUGAACUGGAAGCCCUUCAUCUACGGGGGGAUGGCCUCGAUUGUCGCAGAAUUCGGCACUUUCCCCAUUGAUCUGACAAAGACGCGGCUACAGGUCCAGGGUCAGUCCCAGUACACAGAGGUCCGCUACAGAGGCAUGUUUCACGCCCUCUUUAGGAUUGGCAAGGAGGAGGGCAUCCGGGCACUCUACUCUGGAAUCUCCCCUGCACUCUUGAGACAAGCUUCUUACGGCACAAUCAAGAUCGGAACCUAUAACUCUCUCAAGAGGCUCUUUGUCAGUCGUCCAGAAGAUGAGACUAUGGUCAUCAAUGUCUUCUGCGGCGUCGUCUCUGGCGUUCUGUCGUCGUCGCUGGCCAACCCCACCGAUGUGCUGAAGAUCCGAAUGCAGGCACAGGGAAGUCUCCUCCAAGGCAGCAUGAUGUCCAACUUCAUCAACAUCUACCAGACAGAAGGCACAAGAGGCCUGUGGAGAGGCGUCAUCCCCACAGCACAGCGAGCCGCCAUCGUUGUCGGGGUUGAACUUCCCGUCUAUGACAUCACAAAGAAGCACCUCCUCCGUUCUGGCGUCAUGGGAGACACCAUUUUGACACAUUUUAUUUCAAGUUUCACAUGCGGCCUGGCGGGGGCGUUGGCCUCCAACCCCGUGGACGUGGUCCGCACCCGCAUGAUGAACCAGCGAGUGCUGUCGGGAGCGCCCAUGUACAAAGGCACUUUGGACGGAGUGAUGCAGACGUGGAGGAACGAAGGAUUCUUUGCUCUCUACAAGGGCUUCUGGCCUAACUGGCUGCGACUGGGGCCUUGGAACAUCAUUUUCUUCAUCACCUUUGAGCAGCUGAAGAAGCUCCCGUUUUAACUGGACUCGGGAAGCAGGACAGCACGUAUCUGUCGGGACUGUGUCAGGCCAUGAAGCACAGCGGUGAAGAAGAAAGACGACGACGCAGCAGAAGAAGAAAAAGACGCAGCAGCACUGGCAUCAGUAUAUUCACAGUUUUACCAACAACUCAACACAGCAUCUCCAGCUUCCAAGCCUCAAAUCGUUUUCAUUUUGUUCGCUAUGUUCUAUUUAUUUCUAUUAUUAUAUUAUUGUUGUUUUGACACAGUCGUGAGCACUGCGACCAGGCAGCUACUUUGUAGUUAAGAUGCACCAUGGAGUAGGUGAGUGGAACCUUAACCUCAGACAAAAAAAAUACAUAAUUAAUCGCUGAGGAAAUGGGGAAAUGCUUCAAAUGACAAGCCGACUGUUACAAGGCAACUCACCAAUACUCCAAAUGUGUCCAAGGAUAUGAUCUUUGGAACAGGAAGGUGCCAAACAGUUAGUCUUUACAUUAGAAUAAUACAGUAGUUACACAGUACUGACCCAAUUUGUGUCUGAAGCGCCAAUAAGAGAAAAUGUGAGCCAAAGCCUUGAAAAAGAAGAGACGGGUCGUGCCAAAAAAUUCUCAACUUGAUUGCAGUUUAGUUUUAGUCCAUAUGUCCUUCGUUGCUUGGUUGAAAUCAGUUUCAAAUGCAUAUGUUGCAUAUGUUUGCAAUUCCUGACUCUGCGUCUCUGUCACAGACCAAAUUGAAUUCCAGUGAUUGCUGCUUAUGGGAAAAGAAGAAAAAAAAUGUGACCAAAUCUGAUUAAGAUAUGCUGCUAACGUCCCAUCUAGUCUUUAGUGAAAUGGCCAUACAUUGGUACCUUAUGGUGCAACUCUUCAACUUCGGCAACAGAAAAGACAAGUGUUCAAAUUUGGCAGUCUCUAGCGGGUGCCGGACUGUUUGUUGAUUGUUUGUUGCUGUCCAAUGAAAGCAUGCACUGGUAUUGUUUGGUUUUUCAGAUAAAAAUUUUAAAAAACGAAACACAUUUCAGCAGAUUUUACCAUAAAAGUGAAUGGAUAGAGAAGAGAAUCCAUUCUGGGGUCCAACCAUCGCCAAACAUUCAACUUAUUCACUUUUUAACAUUCUUUUCUUUACUUAAGAAGCUAACCGUUCUUGAGCCUUUGAUGCUUGCUGAGCUGAGCUCCAGUAUGCCAUCUUUGGAGGAACAUUUCUAUCUAAAAUCUACCAAAAAGGCAACUAAGACAGCAGUAUUCUUUUUUUUUUAUACUUUUGUUGGUUUUGGUUUUACUUUAGUGUUUUUUUUACACACCAAUUAUAUCCUGACACCUUAAAGCUCAGACAAACCAAUACUUUGCUGUGUUGCUGUUGUGUAUGUUUGUGUAUUUGUAUUUCCUUGUCUUUACGUUGUCUGCACACAUUUUUUGAAGCUUCUCUGAGAAGCAUGUUGUAUGCAGUUCUAUUUAUUUGGACAUUUUCGUGGUCGAGUUUUCUAUUUAUGUAUUAUUGGCCUCUGUUGAGUGAACACAAGAUGGACACAGCUUUCGGUUUUCCUCAGUGUCUUUGUGUGUGUUUAUAUUUAUUACAUUUUUCUCACUCGGUGAUCACUCCUUAUUCUGUUCAUUGAAUUUUUUUUUUUUUUUACAAUUCUGUUUUUAUUUUUGAUGGUAGCUAAGGCACUUAUCCCCUGGUCAUGUCAAACAAUAAUGACGUGAAUACACUAUAGGUCAUCAACUCAAAUUAGUCAUUUAAAAGGUCAAAAAGGCAGCAAAUCACAUGUUCGUUUUACCUCCAGUGAUCAGCUUUCUGUUUUGCUGCUUUUACAUCUCAGCUUGUUCAAUGGUUCGGUUUUAUGGUGGAGGUUUGGAAUAGAGAUGGCUUAAAUUAAAUUGUUGUACACUCAAAAUGAAAAUAAAAAAAAUACUAUGUA
Molecule: messenger RNA, 2857 nt
Organism: Doryrhamphus excisus (bluestripe pipefish)
Lineage: Eukaryota; Metazoa; Chordata; Actinopteri; Syngnathiformes; Syngnathidae
Gene: slc25a14
Product: solute carrier family 25 member 14
Biological process (GO): transmembrane transport
Source: RefSeq, a predicted model, not a curated record